AAUCGUUUCGCAGAACACCACGGCUCGUGUCUUGCAAAAUACUUCCAUUUCGCCCAAUGCGGCACCUGUCGCCUUCCGGCACAUGGCACCGUCUACGAUAAUCGAGGAUAUAAUAAGGACAGGAGCGGUGCAUCGUGCAGGAGUGCCGGAUGCCGAUCUGUCCGACAUCUACAAUCUCGUCGGUUCUGAAAAGUUCGUCGUCGCGUAAUGAAAAAGGAGGAGCAGCAGCAAGAGACAAUCCAAACCGCGGUGAAGAUGGUCGUAAAUCGUUCGCUGGCCAACACCAUGGAGGACGUGUGCAAGAACAUUAUUGUCGUCGGAGAAUCCGAACGGUAGUUCAAAUCUGGAACGACCCCAGAAUAAACCUCACGGAUAACAACGCAAACCCGUCAGCAUCCUCAAGACGGAAAAACCAGAACCAUCCGGUACCAAAACUGGUCCCGACAAAUCACUACAAAGAAAUCAUGUGUCAAAAAAUGUUCUGGAGACCCGACCAGCCACACCCUCCACCAUCACUUGAACGCCAGCAGGCCUACAAUGAUGACUCCAACCACAGAAGAACCGGAACCCCGGCUUCCAGAAAGAACCAGCCUCACCGCUCAACACACCUGCCGCCGUUCCAGACACUCCUCGAUGCACAACUCGGCGGCUCGGAGAAGAACCAUAAUGGCAUUGAAACCGAACCGGACUCCAACUCAGCCGGUCUCAAACGUUGCCGCAAUGGCCCGUCCUCACCGGGAUCGAGAACGACAAUGGUGGCUCAUGGCCAGGCCACCUCGAAUUAG
Molecule: messenger RNA, 785 nt
Organism: Culex quinquefasciatus (southern house mosquito)
Lineage: Eukaryota; Metazoa; Arthropoda; Insecta; Diptera; Culicidae
Exons: 2
Coding region: 150-785 (211 amino acids)
Source: RefSeq, a predicted model, not a curated record